Erinaceus europaeus (western European hedgehog) is the source of this 862-nucleotide messenger RNA. RefSeq names its product thymidine kinase 1 (gene TK1). Gene Ontology annotation, molecular function: ATP binding; thymidine kinase activity. Lineage: Eukaryota; Metazoa; Chordata; Mammalia; Eulipotyphla; Erinaceidae. The record is from RefSeq and is a predicted model, not a curated record. The transcript is spliced from 7 exons. The coding region runs from base 82 to 789 and encodes 235 amino acids. Gene Ontology annotation, biological process: thymidine metabolic process.
AGCGCGCCCGGUUUAAAGCCCCGCGGCGCGGGAAUCCUAAACCGGAGCGCGGUGACCGCCAGACAGCUUCUCAGGGGCGCCAUGAGCUGCAUCAACCUCCCUUCCGUGCUGCCGGGCUCCCCCAGCAAGACCCGGGGUCAAAUUCAGGUGAUCCUCGGACCCAUGUUCUCAGGGAAAAGCACAGAGCUGAUGAGAAGAGUCCGCCGCUUCCAGAUCGCCCAGUACAAGUGCUUGGUAAUUAAAUAUGCCAAAGAUACGCGGUACAGCACCAAUUUCUCCACACAUGACCGGAACACCAUGGAAGCUCUGCCUGCCUGCCAGCUCCGGGACGUGGCCCAGGAAGCUCUGGCGGUAGCUGUCAUAGGCAUUGACGAAGGCCAGUUUUUCCCUGAUAUCGUGGAGUUCAGCGAGGCCAUGGCCAAUACUGGGAAGACCGUGAUUGUGGCCGCACUGGAUGGCACCUUCCAGAGGAAGGCCUUUGGGAACAUCUUGAACCUUGUGCCCUUGGCCGAAAGUGUGGUGAAGCUGACAGCGGUGUGCAUGGAGUGCUUCCGGGAAGCUGCCUACACCAAGAGGCUGGGCGUGGAGAAAGAGGUUGAGGUGAUUGGAGGGGCAGACAAAUACCACUCUGUGUGCCGCCUCUGUUACUUCAAGAAGACGCAGCCCACAGGUGCUGACAAUAUGGACAAUAAAGAGAACUGCCCAGCACUGGUGAGACCUGGAGAGGCCACGGGAGUCCGGAAGUUGUUUGCCCCUCAUCAGAUCCGGCAGUGCAGCUCUGCCAACUGAGGUUCCAGGGGUCCUCAAGUGCUGGGUGACCUGCUGCCUUUCCUGCUGUCACCCUCUUGUGGGCACCUGCCAC